AUGCCGCUCUCAUCCUCCACCUCAGACACCGGCGCAACCGGUGCCGCCAAAUUCGUCACUUCAACACUCGGCAACACAGUCGGCGGCCUGUCGCGCACAGCCGGCAACGUCACGGGCGCCGCCACGCGCGGAAUCGGCGACACAAUCACCAGCGCGACGGGCAGCGCGGGGAGACCUGUGGGCGACGCAAUCGGGAACUUGGGCACGGGCCUUGAGAAUGGCGCGGAUAGUGUGGCCAAGGGCGUUGAGAACGCGGGGCAGUGGAAGUCUUCAUAA
Messenger RNA from Talaromyces amestolkiae, 276 nucleotides. RefSeq lists its product as uncharacterized. NCBI's taxonomy places the organism in Eukaryota, Fungi, Ascomycota, Eurotiomycetes, Eurotiales, Trichocomaceae. The transcript has a single exon. Bases 1 to 276 code for a protein of 91 amino acids. The record is from RefSeq and is a predicted model, not a curated record.